Phoenix dactylifera (date palm) is the source of this 3050-nucleotide messenger RNA. Its product is annotated as pre-mRNA-splicing factor. The record is from RefSeq and is a predicted model, not a curated record. NCBI's taxonomy places the organism in Eukaryota, Viridiplantae, Streptophyta, Magnoliopsida, Arecales, Arecaceae. Gene Ontology annotation, cellular component: nucleus.
CGAGGGUGCCCAUCCGUCCGUCAUCCUCUUCUUUCUCUCGAUUCUAGGGUUUCGUCCGGCUCGUCCUUUACCCCCUUGCUGUCUUUGAUCCCAAGGAUUUUGAUUCGGCGUUCGGAUCGAUCGAUUCUUGAUUCCUUUCGAAGAAGAAGGGAGGGAUGUACAACGGAAUCGGGCUGACGACCCCGCGGGGGUCGGGCACCAACGGCUACAUCCAGACCAACAAGUUCUUCGUCAAGCCGAAGGCCGUCCCCGCCAGGGCUGACGCCUCCUAUGACGGCGCCGGCGCUCUCCCGGAGGGCGCCGUCCGGAAGCCCAACAAGGACAUCCUCGAGCACGACCGCAAGCGCCAGAUCCAGCUCCGCCUCCUCGUCCUCCAGGAAACCCUAGCAGAUCAGGGCUACACGGAGGACGAGAUCGCCGAGAAGCUCCAGGAAACGCAGAAGAACCUGGAGGCUGAAGCGGCCGCCGCCGCCGCUGAUGUACGUAGCGGUGCUCCUCCUCUCCCCGGCAAGAGGUUUACAGAUACACAGACCCAUCAUAUUGCUGCACUUAAGGAGAAACAACUUGAAACUUUGAGAGCAGCUCUUAAGAUAGAAGACAGGAAGAAAUCAUCUGAACAUGAACAACAAGAAGAAAAUCAGCAGGACAAAGAAAGUGACUUAGAGCCUGGAGAACUUGUUGAUGAGAAAUAUCAAGAGCAUAAAAGGAAUCCAAAGGACUCUGACAGGCAACAGGAAAAAUAUGAUGACAGACAUGUGGAUAGUAAGAGGAAAAAACAGGUGGUGGAAAGAUUCGGAAGUGAGAAAGGUCUGAAGGACAUAAACGAGAAGGAAAAGAAGAACAAUGAAGGCAGGAGGUCUCCAAAUGAUGAGCUGAAGCACCAUGACAAAGAUAUCAGAAAGGGAAAAUACAAGGAUGGUUCCGAUAGUGAUAGCAGUAGAAGUAUUGAAUUGGAAAAGAGGAAACAUGGAAAAAGUGUGCGCAGACAUGAUUCUGAAGAUGAUUCUGAUGUCCGGAGCAAGAAGCGGCUUGGAAAAAGUGCACGCAGACAUGAUUUUGAUGUCCCAAGCAGUCAGAAGGACAAAAAAAGGGGUUUCAAAAUGCAAGGAAAGAAGAAUGAAAAUCAGCAAACUGAUGAUUCCGAUUCUGUUAGUGACUCAUCAUCAGAUUCUGACAGUGAAUCUGAGGAGGAAAAUGCCAGAAGAGAACCAGAGAAAUAUGUCAAGAAACAUAGGAGGCAUGAUACUGAUUCAGAUUCAGACAGAAAUGCUCAGGACAAGAAAAAACUUGUGGGGGGGCAAUGGACAAAAAAUAAGAGACAUGACUCUGAUUCAGAUUCAGACAGAAAUGCUCAGGACAAGAAAAAACAUGUGGGGAGGCAAUGGACAAAAAAUAAGAGACAUGACUCUGAUGAUUUGGAACCAGAAACUGAUGAUGAUGAGAAAAGCAGAAAGCAAGCAGACAAACAUCGCAGACCCAUUGGAAGGUACAAGAGCAGCGACUCUGAAUCUGACGAUCGAAAGAAAAAUGCCAUCAAUUAUAGGAAACAUGGAAAAAGCAGCAGAAGGCAUGAUUCUGAAGAUUCAGAAUAUGAUACUGAUGAUGAAAAGAAAAGGAGAACAAAGGGGAUGGGGAAACAUGGUGAAUCCAGCAAAAGACGCAAGACCAAGGACUCAGAUACUGACAGUGAAAAGAAAAUUGCCAUCAAUCUCAAGAAACAUGAGAAAAACAGGAGACAUGAUUCUGAGGAUCCAGAUUAUGAUACUGAAGAUGAAAAGAACCUAAAAAAAGGGAUGGAGAGUAGCAAACUAAGCAGAUGGCAUAUGAAUUAUGAUUUUGACUCUGACAGUGAAAAGAAAAAUAAGAGCAGAAAACAUAGUGCUUCUCAUGAAUCUCAUCAUGUUAGAUCAAGGAAGGUUGCUGAAGGGAAAACACGUGGUAACAGGAGAAUGGGGAGAAGGCAUGAUACUGAUGAUGAGAGCUCCUAUACUGAUAGUGGUAAGGAAACUGCUGGCAAUCAAGUUGUGAAAUACAGUAAAUCUAAACAGAAGCAAGAUUCAGUGACUGAUGACAGUGGAAGCCAGAGCUCUUACUCUAGCAGUGACACAAAUUCUGAUAAUAGCAAUAGGCCCGUGAAGCAGGAUAGGAGAAAAACAGGCAGGCGGGAUAAUAACAGAAAUGCUGGAAGUGAGCGUCAAAAUGGUAAUGACAGUAUUAAGAGAGAAUACUCAGAUAUUCCAAAGAAGGCUGAAAGAACUAACCAGUUUGAAUCAAGGCAAGAUAGGAAGGACAUUGAUGACCACGGAAGCCAGGAAGCAAAGAAAAGGAGAGAGGCUGUACAUGGUCGCCCAUAUGCUGGUGUACGGGAAUCGAAAUCUACUAGUGUUGGUUUAGUAGAAGGGGAGAGAAGGAGAGAGAGUGAGAGCAGAGGUCAUAAGAACUACCAUGGAAGCCGAGAAGAACGGAAGAGGGAGGACAACUCCGUAUUGCAAAAAGUUGGUGAUAAACGGGCAUUAGAAGAACAUGUAAAUGAAGAUAAGUAUGGUAGCAGAAGGUACAGUAAAGAUGAGCAGAGCUAUGAUGGUGCUAAGAGGAGAAGAUAUGAAGAUUCUCGGCAGUACCGAAGGCAUGAUAGGUAUGACCAUCGUUCCACUGAAGAUGCGGGCCGACGCAGGCACUGAUGCGCCUGUUCUUGUACCUGAAAUGGUGAGGCAUGGCUUGUGGUAGAGAAUGAGCUUUGAAGCGUAAAAUUCUGAUGGCGUCUUUGGUUAUGUACUUGAUGUUGUAGUGGCUGCAAACCUGUUCCUGGCAGCAAAAAAAUAAUUAAAACUUGAUUAGGGUGUUCCAUAAUAUGCUUGCACUUGCAACCAUGUAAUGGGGUCUAACUUGAUUAUAGUGUUCCAUAAUAUGCUCGCACUUGCAAUCAGGUAAUGUUCUAGGUUUCCUUCAAUGAGUAUUUUAUCCGAAUUACCAUUAAGAUUCACUAUAUGCCUGUGGCAGAACUGGUUCAGGAAUACCGUGUUUGUUAAAAGCAGCAUGUUUCCUUUUUC